Molecule: messenger RNA, 516 nt
Organism: Micromonas pusilla CCMP1545
Lineage: Eukaryota; Viridiplantae; Chlorophyta; Mamiellophyceae; Mamiellales; Mamiellaceae
Exons: 1
Coding region: 1-516 (171 amino acids)
Source: RefSeq, a predicted model, not a curated record
AUGGGGUACGGACCCGCGGGCUUCGCGAACGCGCCGGUGUCGAAGUUCCUGACGUACGCCGCCGCGAUGGCGUCCUACGCGACGACGACGACGACGACGACUGGAUCCGGCGGUUGGGCGCGGAUCGCCGAUCGCGUCGCGCGCGCCUUCGCGUUCAACGCCACCGCGCAAAAUAAUGACCUCGCGCACCGCGGCGUCCUCGCCGGCGUCCUCGGCGGCGUCCCGUGCGCGCUGUUCCUGCUGCACCACUUCCGCGUCGUCGAGCGCCAGCGCGGGAGCGCCAAGCUCGCCGCGUUCGCGAGCGUCGUCGGCGUUGCGAGUCGACUCUUCGGAGUGUGCGCUUUAAGCGACGACGAGACCAGAUGGGCGCCGGGGCCGUUCGCGGUCGUCGGCGCGCUCCUCGCGUCGUUCCUGCGCGCCGUCCCGUGCGCGCGCCACGUCGGCGUGCCGGGCACCGGCGGGCGCGUCCGGGUGUGCGGCGACAAGGCGCUCGCGUGCGUCGUCGCGCUGCGGUGA